This is a messenger RNA of Papaver somniferum (opium poppy), 1970 nucleotides long. RefSeq names its product non-specific phospholipase C1. The transcript is spliced from 3 exons. The record is from RefSeq and is a predicted model, not a curated record. Gene Ontology annotation, molecular function: hydrolase activity, acting on ester bonds. The coding region runs from base 82 to 1668 and encodes 528 amino acids. NCBI's taxonomy places the organism in Eukaryota, Viridiplantae, Streptophyta, Magnoliopsida, Ranunculales, Papaveraceae. Gene Ontology annotation, biological process: phospholipid catabolic process.
UAACUUCACCACUUUCACAAAUAUCUCUUUCUUCUCUAGUUUUUAUUCAGUGGUUUGACGGCGAACGAACGACACUCAAAGAUGGUUUCCCGGAGGAUUCUGGUGGUUCUUCUGUUGUUUCACUUGUUAUUCAGUUCAUCGGAAUCACUUGAUUUUGGUAAAAAGGGAAAAAUCAAAGGCCCAAUUAAAACUCUGGUUGUUAUAGUAAUGGAGAAUCGUUCAUUCGAUCAUAUACUUGGUUGGUUGAAAUCAUCAAGACCAGAUAUUGAUGGAUUAACAGGAAAAGAAUCAAACCGGGUGGACGCCAAGGAUCCAAACUCUGAACAGGUAUUCGUCUCUGAUGAUGCUGUUUUCAUUGAUUCCGAUCCAGGUCAUUCUUUUCAAGCGAUUCGUGAGCAGAUUUUCGGGUCGGAAGAUACUUCAGCGAAUCCGGCACCUAUGAAUGGUUUUGUUCAACAAGCGUAUAAUAUGAGUACCAAUACUAUGCCUGGUACAGUUAUGAGUGGAUUCAAGCCCGAAUUGCUUCCGGUUUAUACCGCUUUAGCGGACGAGUUUGCGGUGUUCGAUCGCUGGUUUGCUUCCGUUCCCGCUUCGACUCAGCCGAACCGGUUCUAUGUUCAUUCAGCUACUUCUCAUGGUGCUAUGAGUAAUGUUAGGAAAGAUUUGAUAAAUGGAUUUCCUCAGAAAACCAUCUUUGAUUCGUUAGAUGAGAAUGACCUUAGUUUUGGAAUUUAUUACCAAAAUAUCCCUGCUACACUGUUUUUCUCAAGCUUGAGGAAGCUUAAACAUGUCACUAAGUUUCAUCAGUACAGUUUGGCUUUCAAAUUACAUGCUAAAUUAGGUGUUUUGCCCAAUUAUGUGGUGGUUGAGCAAAGAUAUUUUGAGAAUAAGUUUUUUCCAGCUAAUGAUGAUCAUCCAUCACAUGAUGUUGCAUUGGGGCAGAAAUUUGUGAAAGAAGUGUAUGAGACAUUGAGGAGUAGUCCUCAAUGGAAAGAAAUGGCUAUUUUGAUUACUUACGAUGAACAUGGCGGGUUUUAUGAUCAUGUGCCUACUCCUGUUGAGAAUGUUCCUAGUCCUGAUGGGAUAACUGGUCCAGACCCGUAUUACUUCCAUUUUGAUCGGUUGGGUGUUCGCGUGCCUUCUUUCUUGAUUUCACCUUGGAUUGAUAAGCGCACUGUAAUCCAUGAGCCAGAAGGACCAACACCUCAUUCUCAAUUUGAACACUCUUCAAUUCCUGCCACGGUGAAGAAGCUUUUCAAUCUGAAAUCAAACUUUCUGACUAAGAGGGAUGCGUGGGCUGGUUCCUUUGAGAAGUAUUUCUACCUUCGUGACAAUCCUCGUGAUGAUUGUCCAGUUACACUCCCAGAGGUAACGAGAUCAUUGAGGCCAUUUGGGCCAAGGGAAGACGUUGGCUUGUCAGAGUUUCAAGUGGAGAUGAUCCAGCUUGCAUCACAACUCAAUGGUGACCAUGUCCUUAAUACUUACCCAGACAUUGGUAAAAGCAUGACUGUGGGUGAAGCCAAUAAGUAUGCCGAAGAUGCUGUAGCAAGGUUCUUAGAAGCUGGAAAAGUUGCUCUAAGUGCUGGAGCUAAUGAGUCUGCAAUUGUUACAAUGAGGCCUUCUCUUACAAGCCGUAGAGCUGGAGGAGAAGCUUGUUAUGAGUUGUGAACAACCAAAUCUCUUCAGUGCCAGCGGUUGUCUUCUUACACUGUCAUAUAGAUAGAUAUGUAUUUAAGUAAGAAUUCGGCAGGUUCCACCGAAAUUAGGUUACUGUGAAAAUAUAUGUUUGGCCUCGUUACCAACUGUUAGACAGGGAACCUGGGAUGAACAAGCAAAUGUUAUGUAAAAUAUAUAUGAACUAAACGUAGCUUCAGCCUAUAUUACGGAGACUCUAAGUUGUAAUAUUGAUUAAGAUCAAGUGCAGCUUUUGCUGCCACUUGUUUAUUGCAGGACAUGUUAUUUUGGACUUA